This is a messenger RNA of Pyrenophora tritici-repentis Pt-1C-BFP, 2052 nucleotides long. NCBI's taxonomy places the organism in Eukaryota, Fungi, Ascomycota, Dothideomycetes, Pleosporales, Pleosporaceae. The record is from RefSeq and is a predicted model, not a curated record.
AUGGACUCGACCGCACAUUUUCUAUAUGCCGCCCACGAGCUUGACGCCCGCUCUGGGGGCAUGGGCGGGGACACCGGAACCCGCCCGGCUUCGUACAAAAUCGUUGGUCUUGUUUUGGCCAUCGCAUCGGGAUUGUUUAUCGGGUCGUCGUUUGUCAUCAAGAAGCAUGGUCUGUUACAGGCGAACACAAAGUACAACGAGGAGGCAGGCGAAGGCUAUGGCUACCUCAAAAACGCUUGGUGGUGGCUCGGCAUGACGCUCAUGAUUGUUGGAGAAAUAUGUAAUCUGGUCGCAUACGCUUUCACCGACGCUAUCCUUGUAACACCCAUGGGCGCUUUAUCCGUUGUCGUCUGCGCUAUACUGUCCACUAUAUUCUUAAAGGAACGCCUGAGUUUUGUAGGAAAAGUAGGCUGUUUCAACUGCAUCAUAGGAUCUGUAGUCAUUGCUGUGAACGCUCCACAACAAUCCUCGGUUGCCCGCAUCGAAGACAUGAAGAGAUGGGUACUUACCCCAGGCUUCCUCAGCUAUGCCGGUGUCAUCGUUGUCGCCUGUGUUAUAAUCGCUAUUUGGGUGGCUCCCAAGUACGGAAAGAAGACCAUGAUGGUCUACAUUACCAUCUGCAGUCUGAUCGGAGGACUCAGUGUCGUCGCAACCCAAGGUCUUGGUGCUGCAGUAGUAGCACAGGCUUCGGGCACGUACGGUGGCCAAUUCAAGCAGUGGUUCCUUUACGUGCUGCUAGUCUUUGUGAAAGCCUUGAACCUCUUCAACGCUGCGUUGGUAACACCUACAUACUACGUCUUCUUCACUUCCGCGACCAUUGUCACCUCCGCGGUGCUGUUUCAGGGUUUCAAAGGCACACCCCUCCAGAUCGUCACCGUCAUCAUGGGCUUCUUCCAGAUCUGUUCCGGAGUCGUCCUGCUCCAGUUAUCCAAGUCGGCAAAGGAUGUUCCCGACUCUGCUGUCUUCAAAGGAGAUCUCGAUCAAGUGCGAACUGUCGCCGAAAUGGAGGAGCCAGAAUAUGAGCCCCGAGCUGAUGCCCUCCGCGGCGGUUCGGCCAUCAUCCGAUCACUUUCGAAAGCCAGGUCACACAAGGAGCUUGCCGAGGCCAAGAAGAUACAGGAAGAGCAUAUGGAACCGAUUGGCGAAGGCGAGCAAGUGGAAUUUGACGGGCUCCGGAGACGCAAAACUAUCCUUGACCCUAGUCGGCCACCUACGCGCAACACCACAAUUGUACAGACAAGGACGAUACAUCCGCCUCUUGGCAUGUCGCAGUUCCCAACUGACGAUUCGGAUGACGAUAACGAUAGUUUCCACCCUGGUUUCUUCCAGCGAUUACGGUCCCGUGGCAAGUCUACCAGUAGUCGCGAUAGUGCGCGUACUCCCGUGCACUCUGUUGUUGGAAUGCAAAAUCUUCCGCCCAUCCCGCAAGCCGAUGGCUCAUCGGACCGCGACUCGGACGUGAACUCCUACAAGCACGACAUGUCACGAGACACUUCCUACAAAUCGCAUGAUACGUCCUACAAGCCGCUCGACAACCACAUCCAGUUCGCCUCGCUCCCCGAUCCGCCCCGCCACCACGAACGUAACGGCUCCGGUUCGUCCUCCCUCGCCCCUCCCAGAGCAUCCGCGCAAACAGCGAAACGCCAAUUCUCUUUCCAAAACGUCUUCACUCGCAGUCGUCCCGACUCGAUGGGCGAAUCGUCAAGCAGCAAGCGACCAACUAGUAGGCACAGUCGGAAGAGCAGCAGAGAACGCGCAGCAGUUGCCACCGCGACCGAGGAAGAGCGUUUGGGACUCGUUAAGGGCGAUUCCGCAAACUUGCUUCCCAUCGUCAGCCACGGUAGUAACGAAGCUGUACCAGAGUUGGCCGGUCCGCCAGUGUACUCAGACGACUGGGAUAUGGUGCGAACAGAGAGCCCAGGAUACGAGCCCGAGAGGAUCCAAACUUCGCAGCCAGGCGUCCGGCGAGUGGAGACGGAUAUGACCGAGCUCAGUCCUCGGGACGAUAAAGAAUACGAGAAGAAUGUUUCGGGACAAAGGCGUUUCUUGUAG